UUUGCUCAUCAUUGCUUAAUUAGUAUUAUGGCUCACAGUCCUCCCAUGAUAUCCUCAGAUUGCGGCUCUAGGGCCGCCAAACCGUGGGGAUAUCCACUGGCUAUCGCUGGCAGAUUCCUGUUCCUAGCCCCUUGUGACCUUGGAUUUGUUCCAAAUCCUAACAAGGUUCAUGCUUCCAUGCAUGCUUCCAUACAUUGUUAAAUAAAAUAAGUCGGAUUAUCCAGACGGAGAGCUCGUCCUCCGGCCAAGUAUAAGAACCUUAUCCUCUUCCUCCUGUGGAAGCCUUCUUCGUCCUUGCCAGCCAACCCAUCACCUUCUCUAGAUACACCGCAGACAUGAUUCGCACACUCCCCUUCGCUGCUGCCCUCGUCGGCCUUGUUGCCGCCCAAAACCCGGGAACCAACCCUGAAGUCCACCCCAAGCUCGAGACCUGGAAGUGCACAGUGGCCGGUGGUUGCGUGUCUGCCAACACCGCUGUUGUCAUCGACUCCGGGGCCCACUCAAUCCAUCUGCCAGAUAGCACCGCUGCGUGCAGCGGUACAAACUGUGUCAUUGAGGGCAUCGAUGACUACGCAAGCCAUGGUGUCACUACCGAGGGCGGCGCCCUCAACUUGUUGCAGUUACUUAACGGGCAGUCAGUUAGCCCUCGCGUCUACCUCUUGGAGGAGACCGAGACGAACUACGAGAUGCUUCAGUUGACUGGCCAGGAGCUCUCCUUUGAUGUUGAUGUGUCAAAGCUGCCUUGCGGCAUGAACGGUGCUCUCUACCUCUCUGAGAUGGGAGCCAAUGGCGGCCAGAGUGAGGCCAACCCCGCCGGAGCCCCAUACGGCACCGGCUACUGCGACGCUCAAUGCUACACCCAAACUUUCAUUGACGGCGAGGCCAACCCCGAGGGACACGGCUCAUGCUGCAAUGAAAUGGACAUCUGGGAAGCCAACAACGCAGCUACCGCCUACGCCCCCCACCCCUGCAGCGUCGAUGGUGUCUACGCCUGCACGGGUGCGGAAUGCGAGUCCGCCGGCGUCUGUGACAAGAACGGCUGCGGCUACAACAACUACGCCCUCGGCAACAGCACCUUCUACGGCCCCGGUCUGAUCGUCGACACCUCCCGCCCCUUCACCGUCGUCACGCAGUUCCCAGCGACUAACGGCAUUCUCACUGAGAUCCGCCGUUUGUAUGUCCAGGAUGGGAAGGUCAUCCAGAACGCACCGAUUAAUAUUGAGGGUCCGGCACCCGGAGACAGCAUGACUGACGAGUUCUGCGUUGCUACCGACGCGACGGCAUUUAACCGCCUCAAUGGUCUCGAGGGUAUGGGCGGCGCGCUGUCGAGGGGUAUGGUUCUCAUUUUCAGCGUGUGGUGGGAUACUAGCGGAUUCAUGAACUGGCUGGAUAGCGGCAAUGCAGGGCCAUGCAGCGCCACCGAGGGUAACCCAACGGAGAUCGUUAAGGUGGAGCCAAACCCAGCUGUGACCUUCAGCAAUGUCAAGUGGGGUGAGAUCGGAUCUACGUUCUCUGAGGGUAACUAAGAGAUUGGUAUGGAGAGUAGAUGGGAAGUGGGGC
Messenger RNA from Pseudogymnoascus verrucosus, 1560 nucleotides. RefSeq lists its product as uncharacterized. The transcript is spliced from 2 exons. The record is from RefSeq and is a predicted model, not a curated record. Gene Ontology annotation, molecular function: hydrolase activity, hydrolyzing O-glycosyl compounds. Gene Ontology annotation, biological process: carbohydrate metabolic process. Bases 336 to 1526 code for a protein of 396 amino acids. Lineage: Eukaryota; Fungi; Ascomycota; Leotiomycetes; Thelebolales; Thelebolaceae.